AUGCCAUCUUUAGUAGAACAAAGCAACACAAAAGAAAAAUUCUCAACUGAUCUAGAAAUUCUGAAAACAUACUUAAUUGCUGCCUCGCCCUUCGGAAUUCUCGGAGCUCAUCAGUAUUACAGCGGGAGAAUUUUAUGGGGAUUAUCAUACACAUUCACAUUAGGAGGCUUGGGCAUUUGGUGGCUAUUUGAUUUGUUUAGAAUUUCCACUAUUGUUCACAGGCGGAAACAAUGGAAAGUUGGAGUUAAUCUUAACAAAAAGUACGCAGACGAUGUGUACCUGAUCUGGAUAUGGUUUGGGAUAUUAGGAGGACAUCAUUUUUACCUCCGACGGUAUAAAGCCGGGUUUCUAUAUCUAUUUACAUUAGGCUGUUUUGGCAUUGGGUGGCUGGUAGAUCUCGUAAGAAUCCCGUGGAUUGUACGUGAUUAUAAUUUGGACCAUGUUGAACAAGACGAAAUAACAUUUAGCGAUGCUUUUAUGGAGUCGUUAUCCGAUUUCGACCGACAGGAAAUACAACGUGCUAUAAGGCGCGCACGAUACAGCGGGGAUGAUAAUUCUGUCUUUGAAAACGACGACGGAGAUGAUAUUGAAGUAAGUGGUCAUGAGUUUUCUGUAUUUAAUUCUUCUUUUAGUAGUUCACAACGACCAAAAUUUAGCGUAGGCUCAAGAAGAGAGUCAACUAUUGAAGAUGAUCAAAACGUAGCCAUGGUAACAACAGUGGCAAUAAUCUCUAGCCCGGAUGAGUCCGCUGCUGCAUCUGCAAAAAAUGAAAAGUCGCAAAAACGAACGACGGAUCAUAACGAGUCCAGUGAUAUAGGCAAAAAGUCGAAAUCUCGGGGCGAGAAAGAGAAAACGGUAAUAUUAAACCCUGCUUUAUUUAGGGCUUUACAUAAUAUUAAUGAGAAUGGCGACCACCCGAUAAAUGCAUCUAUAAAUCGUUCAAAGAGUAUUCCAGCAAGAUUGUGUAAUGAAAACAGCUUAAAAAGAUAUUCUAACAAUAUGCUAGAAAGAAAAUCAUCAGAGCAUACGUUUCAAAUAAAUGAUACCAAUCACACUGAGACAAAUACAAAUCAUAACUGUCAUAAUGUAAAUGAAAUUAUUAAAAACAAUACGGAAGCCACAGACUUUAAAACAAAUGAAAUAAGAAAGCUUGGAAAAUCCGCGAGUUCACAAUCCUUUACAUCCACAUCUGUUCUCAAUCGUGUAAAAUCUGAUGCAGGUGAAGAAGAUGUUGUAACUAAGCGGAAGCGGAAGAUACUCAUGCGAUCCAACACGCAAGUAGCUGGACUAUCGUGGUAUGAUCCUCAUGACGCUGCUCAAAAUGUUCAAUUGAAUCGUAGAUCAAGUGUGAGUGAAACAAACGAUAACACAUCGAAUGAUAACGACUCAAUUUCAACACUUCCAAGAGUAACAAAAAUUCCUAUACGUGCAGUAAAAAAGGAAGGCAUGAGAAGAGAGAAUUCUCUUCCUAUAAUGUCGUCUCCACAAACGCAAACUUUCGCAAGAAUUAAUGAGGAAUCAGACCUUGCAGCAAAUGUUCAAAAGGCCAAAAAUGUACUUCCAAAUGGUAGGAUAAAGUGCCACAGCAUCUCAGAGGAGAUUGUUCAUAUUGUAUCGUCUGUUUCAUUAGUCAAUGUUUUUGAUGACGUAGAAGAAAUUCCCACAGGUCCAGAUACGUCAAAUAAAUCGUCAUCUGACAUGUUUACAGCAGUUAAAGAUACAGGUAUAGGGCUCCAUAAUGCCAUUCCUGAAAGUAGACCAAUUACUAAACGAUCAAUGAGUUUUCCUAGUCGACAAAUAUCACUUGAUGAAGACACGUCUUUUCAAAAUGGCACCGUUCUUGUUGUUGAUAACAAUGAACAUUUUGACAAUUCGAAGUCGUUAAGGCGUUCGUCCACACAGUCUGGGAUAAAACAUUUGGCACCUGAAGAAAGUAUAAAACAUAGAAAGAGGAGAAAAUCAUUUAUUCCGAAGCUAACUAAAUCUAAAUCAGAUGCCCAUACACCGGUGAUGAAGCUUGAUGUUACAAAUGACAACGAGACCACACACGAAGCAUGGACAUCAAGUGAUACCAAUAAACCAGGAUUUCUUACAAUUAAAUGAGUUCACCAUUGUAAUCAUUUAUUUCUAUUCAACGAUUUAAAAAAGUGGAAAGUUAGC
Messenger RNA from Mytilus californianus (California mussel), 2160 nucleotides. RefSeq lists its product as uncharacterized. NCBI's taxonomy places the organism in Eukaryota, Metazoa, Mollusca, Bivalvia, Mytilida, Mytilidae. The transcript is spliced from 2 exons. The coding region runs from base 1 to 2103 and encodes 700 amino acids. The record is from RefSeq and is a predicted model, not a curated record.